AACACUUGCGACAUAAUAUUCACACACACUUGCGGCAUUAGGUGUUCAUCUUUCACCAGUGAUCGGUGUAAGCCUGUUAUUCACCUUCAUUGUGCAGAAGGCUAUGGUAUUCGGAGCAUCGAGUUUUGACUUUACAUUUGUGGUAUUUGUCUUUGCCUUCUUCAAUGUGGAAGGGGACGGAUGCAUCAGUGAAACAUUGACAGCGACCAAGGAAGCAAGAUAUCUAACAUCGCCAGGCUACCCACUGAGGUACCAGAACAACUUAAAUUGUACUUGGGAAAUUAUCGGACCCCAGAACAGCAAACUGAAAGUGAAGAUCCUCAGCAGUGACAUCGGCCGGCAAGUGACCUGUGAAGGAGACUACGUCCAGGUGCUUGAUGGAAGCAAGGACGCGGCCUCGCUUGGGACCUUCUGUGGCGUCAAUACACCUUCGUACAGAAGCAGCGGCUCCACCAUCACGAUCAGGUUUAUAUCUGAUGGAUCAGGAACUGGUAAGGGUUUCCGGCUGAAGUACAACUAUACAGACUCACAGACGUAUACCUCGGCGUUCCUUUGCGGUAUUGGGAUAUGUUCGGGUUUCAUUUUAUUCUUCUUUGUUCUUUGCAAAACUGCCUCCAAAUGUGCAAGGAAAAGACACGAGAGGAGAAUUGAACUUGAAACUCAGCAUCAAACUCCGCAGGCAGAGAUGCCUACAGGGAUUGUGGCUCCAAAUGGUAAUGCUACAGAGUUAUCUGCCCCUCCUCCGACAUACAACGACAUUGUUAAUAGCAACAUCAUGAACAAUAACAAAGACAAUAUGAAUGACACGUCACCACCGCCUUAUUCAUCAUUACGCAUAUCGGAUACUUAAGACUUACGCAUAGUUUGUUUGUUGCUUAACGCAGCAUUCAGCAUAAUUCUAGCUAUAUGACGGCGGUCUGUAAAUAAUCGAGCCUGGACUGGACAAUCCAGUGUUGUGAUAUCAUGAGCAUCGAUCUACGCAA
Molecule: messenger RNA, 983 nt
Organism: Haliotis rufescens (red abalone)
Lineage: Eukaryota; Metazoa; Mollusca; Gastropoda; Lepetellida; Haliotidae
Product: cubilin-like
Exons: 5
Coding region: 104-850 (248 amino acids)
Source: RefSeq, a predicted model, not a curated record